UCAGACGAUGCCGAUGACAGGAAGUGUCAAGUCCCUGUCUUCGUCGCCGGCGGUCUCAUAGAAUGCGUCCAUUUGACCUACUCCGACAAUGCUCGGGUCGUUGUGCGGCUGAGGGGGCGUAAAGAAGAACUUCAAGUAGUCUGCGGUCCUGUUUUGCUGACCGCCCUGACCGCGUCACACAAGGUAAAGAGACAGAAGGAAUGCGAAAGGCUGAGAGGGACAAUCGGGGAAUCACCACUGCAAUGGUGCCGGCUAUCUCGCCCCUAAUCAUCAGGGCCAGAACCUCCAAACUGGUCAGUUGGUCCCCCUCCUGAGCGUAUUCCUCCUGACGGAAAGACACCUUCUUGCCCAACGCAAGUAAGGCAUCCCACGAUUGAUCGUUAUUGCGGUUCGCGGUCAGGAGAGAGGCCUGCAACAAGCACAUGGCCAGACGCGCAUUGUAAAAUAAGUUUGGCGCGUGACGAUUAUUCUUGUUUCUCGGCAAUACCACACAGGCCCAGCCAAACUUCUCGAGGGUCAACCUUUCCCACUUUAUGGGCGGGUCAUGUGCCAGCCGGGGGAAGAGACCGAAGGACAGGUCCGCCAGGAUCUCAAGAAGAUAAACCGGGCGAAUCGUACUUCCGUCCUCCAACUCUAUCGGCUUGCAGGCAGGGAUGAUGGUGUCGGUCAUGUCGGUCAUCAAGACACACACCACGUUGCCGUCGGCGUCGUCUUUCAGCUUCCCCCAUGUAUUGCACAAACGUCCAUCGGUACCAGUCCAUUGGAGAGCGAUCCGCGUGUCGAUGGCGAUGAAGGACACCUGAGAGAUCACCUGGCCGCCAAGUUGACACGUCACGACUCCAGGCGCACUGCUUUGUCAUAGAGAGAAACACAGAUAUGGAUGUGCAGGAUUUGCGCGUAGCAGGUGAACGUACCUCGCAUCCUCUCCUGAAUGUCGCAAUCUACACACCCACCCAGUGUCAAAGCAUCAAGUUGAGGUGACUUUGGUUGAUGGAUUUCGUCGACGUUGAUCUUGGUUGGGUGAGAAAAGUGGUCGGCUAGGGAAAACUCCCACACCUCGGACGAAUAUUCGUUGACGUUAGACCACGUCGGCUGAUGGGGCGGCUCCAGACCUCCACUGAUGCACUGAUGGAGGCGCCGAAGACAUAGUGGUCCUUGCAUAUUACAAACAGCAGGCGCUGCGUGUCCGAGACACAACACAACAGGUCGACCACAGUGGUGCCGUCGCGCCAUAUCCUGACGUACACACAGACAAUGCUGCAUCCCUCUCUCUCUCUCUGCGUGUGUUUGUCGGCUGCACACGUACCGGUAGACGGACUGCAGCUUAAUGCUGUGGUCGCCCAGCAGUUCGAGGAGGCCGCAGUACUUCCGUCGUGUCAGCGACAUGCCCUGCAGCACAUGCACCUGCCAACAAGACAUGGCACACACACACACAUGCAUACACACGUGAGCAUAGUUGCCGAAGUCAGUUGUCUGCCGGUUUGUUCCUACCGUCUGCAUAUGAACGGCCAGCAGGGAAGCCACGGCGUCCUUCAGGCCGUAGUUGGGGCGGACGUUUGUGUGCGCAGUCUCCUCUCUGAUCAACAUGAUACACAUACGAAUGCGGGGGGAAGACGUCGAACAACCGAUUAACACCCUUAUGUGUGUCGCCUCGGUGUCUUAGUCUACUUGCACGCGGGCCACUUGGUACGACGACGGUUGACGGUUGUUGGGGUUAUGACGGAUGAGCUUCCUGACGCACUGCAGACGCACACAUUUCAUGCCGUUGCGACCAACACUUUUUCCAAUGCCCACUCACUCACCGCCGCAUAUAUGUGUCUGUCUCUGUCUUCGUCUGUGUGUUCGUCUGUCUGUCUGUUUAUCUGAGUCUGUCUGUGUUCGUCUGUCUUCUGUCUGUCUGCUUGUUUCUCUGUCUGUCUGUCUGUGUGUAUGUCUGUCUGUCUGUAUGUCUGUCUGUUCCUUUGUCUGUCGUCGGUCUGGCUGUCUGUCUCACUCACCGCCGCACAGUAUGAAUGACCUGAGCAAAGAGAAACCGCCAUAUACACAGCCGUCCUGCUGACCAAGCUUGAUCAUCUCAUCCUCCCCGACAUCCCCCAUGAUGUCUGCAGCCGAAGAUUUCAGAUAGGCAAGACAACAUAGGAAUAACUAAGUAGAAAAAGACAGCAGGGAAAGACACCGAUAGAUUGCCUCUGAUUAACAACCCAGAUCGACUGACCUGCACCAGCAUGGACGACAACUUAAGACCGAAGCCUAACAGCGUCAUCAGGAGGGUGACGAUAGACGACAGUGGUGCGUUCUCGGCCACUUGCAUAGGAACUCGUAGAGACAU
Vitrella brassicaformis is the source of this 2329-nucleotide messenger RNA. The record is from the annotation of a GenBank genome assembly. Lineage: Eukaryota; Vitrellaceae.